Colias croceus (clouded yellow) is the source of this 1406-nucleotide messenger RNA. RefSeq lists its product as uncharacterized. Bases 62 to 916 code for a protein of 284 amino acids. Gene Ontology annotation, molecular function: protein binding. The record is from RefSeq and is a predicted model, not a curated record. NCBI's taxonomy places the organism in Eukaryota, Metazoa, Arthropoda, Insecta, Lepidoptera, Pieridae. The transcript is spliced from 6 exons.
UGUUGGCAGUUUCUUAUGAGUUUGUGUACCAAUACAGACGUUUUCGUAAAUUUUACUACCAAUGGCACUUAAAAUCGAUCAAAAAAUAAAUAUUGAUUCCGAACCUUGUGUUGUGACUUGGAAAAAUAACAAGCUAUUUAUCGGCACUGAAAACGGCUCGAUUGAAUGUCUUAACGCAGAUCUUUCAGCUUCAGCGAAAUGGUUGGCACAUGAUGUGCAAUUGUUUGCGAUAGCUGCAAGUGACAAGCAUGUAUACUCGACUUCAAAUGAUGGAACAAUAAGAGUCUGGACAUUCAAUGGAGAUAAAGUGGUAGAAAUCGCAACCGUGGGAACAGACAUUGGGGCUCUGUACAUUUUAAACGGUAAACAACUAUACGCUGGGGAUGAAGGCGGCAAUAUAUUUGUUUAUGAAGACAAUAUUUUAAUCGCUUCUUACAAUGUGCUAGAAGAAGUUAAAGACGUGAUUGUGAAUCCGCCAUACAUGUUUACGGCUCGCGAUCUGUAUGUUACUGUGACGGAAAUAAAACCCGAUGAAUCAAAGGAUCGUUUUGUAACGCGACAUGUUAUGGAGGGACGUGCUCCUCUACGAAUAAUAAAUGGAUCGUAUUUAUUGGCAAUAGCGAGAGGUGGCAAUAGUUUGCAAUUACACGAGUUGUCUAUGGAUUCUAAAUUCAAAAGAAUUCACGAAGUUAAGGUAAGCGAUAUGAUAUUGACAAGUCUAUCAACCUCCGAAGACAUUGCCUGGACUGGAGGUUGGGACGGUAUUGUUCGUCGAUGGAAAAUUUUAGGAAACAAAAUUGAGGCAGCGGGAGAGAUUAACCUUGGAGCCUGUAUUAACGGACUUGUUGCAUCUUCAUCAGAAAGUGCCUAUGCAAUUGUAACAGGAGGAUCUAUAGUAAAAGUGAAUGCUGCGUGAUUGUAGAAUAUAAAUAAACAUUGAAUUUUGUACUUAUAGGAUUAGGAUAUUUUGUUAGGUAAUAUUAUUAUUUAUUGAAAUGGUAUAGUUUUUACCAUAACUUGCAUUUAAGUUAUUUUCAUAUUGUAAUUUAUAAUCUUUUCGCUUUAUACCUAGCAGUAAUUACUUGUCUUUUACAUUGAGGGCAACCAGAGAUGAUAUGCUUUUAUAUUGUUAUUCCCAUAUAGGUAGAUACCUAUACCUAACUACAUAGGUAGGUACAGUAAUGUGUAAUUUGUAGAUUGUAAUUCAAAGUUCAAACUGCAUCUAACUAAAAUAUUCAUUAAAAAUGUAAAAUAUUUUUCUUUGUUUUAUUCCAUAUUCAUAUUAUUCAUAUUAUAACAUAGUUUUUGGCUAAGGUUUUGGCGAUCAAUGUUAUGUAGGUAGUAGGUAUGUACUAAUGUUACCUCUACUUAACAUUAGUGGAUUUAUUAAAUAUUUGAAAAAUUUA